This is a messenger RNA of Micromonas commoda, 1107 nucleotides long. RefSeq lists its product with no specific name. The transcript has a single exon. The coding region runs from base 1 to 1107 and encodes 368 amino acids. NCBI's taxonomy places the organism in Eukaryota, Viridiplantae, Chlorophyta, Mamiellophyceae, Mamiellales, Mamiellaceae. Gene Ontology annotation, molecular function: transferase activity. The record is from RefSeq and is a predicted model, not a curated record.
AUGGCGUCAAAGCUCACGAUCAAGCCCGCGCUCGACAUCGCGUCCAAACCCACCGACGCCUCGGCCAAUUCGUCGUCGUCGUCGUCCGUGAAGCCGCCCGCCGCGUCGUCCGCCGGCGGCGUCGAGCCCAAACCUUCCGCCGAAUACGCGCCCCCGUCGGCGAACGACGGCGACGACGACUCCCCCGUCGCCUUCCUCUUCCCCGGCCAGGGUUCCCAGGCGGUUGGCAUGCUCCGGUCCGUCGCGGACGUCCCCGCGGUGAAGGAGAUGUGCGACAAGGCGAAGGAGAUCCUCGGGUACGACCUGCUCGACGUUUGCGUCAACGGACCGAAGGAGAAGCUGGACGCCACCGAGUUUGCGCAGCCCGCUUUGUUCGUCGCCGGACUCGCCGCCGUCGAGAAGCUUCGGAUCGACUCCCCCGCCGUCGUCGACUCGUGCGCCUCGUGCGCGGGUUUGUCCCUCGGCGAGUACACCGCGCUCGUGUUCGCGGGCGCGAUGACGUUCGAGGAGGGCCUUCGCGUCGUCAAGGUCAGGGCGGAGUCGAUGGCGGCGGCGGCGAAGGUUGGCGACCACGGCAUGCUCUCCGUCGUGGGCCUCAAGGACGACGCCCUCGAGGAGUGCGUCGUCGCCGCGAAGAAGGCGUGCGGCGACGGCGUCGUGUGCGAGAUCGCCAACAAGCUCUUCCCCACCGGCCGCGUGGUCAGCGGAGAUAAGCGGGCCCUUGACGAGGUCACCAAGCUCGCCACCGCUAAGGGCGCGAUGAAGUGCGCCAUGCUCGCGGUGUCUGGUGCGUUUCACACCGAGAGGAUGGAAUCGGCUCGCGCCGCCCUCGUCCAGGCUCUCAACGACGUCAACUUCCAGCCGACGAGGAUGCCGGUGUACAGCAACGUGUCCGGAGCGCCCUUCUACUCGCACAACAUCAUCCCGAGCCUCCUCGCCGAGCAGCUGGUGCAGCCGGUGCUGUGGGAGGACACGGUGCGGGCGAUGAUCGCGGCGGGCAAGACGGAGAUGUACGAGCUCGGACCCAAGGCGCAGAUCAAGUCCAUGGCCAAGCGAAUCGACGCGGAGGUUUGGAAAAAGUUCAAGAACGUGGACGUGUCCGUGUGA